AUGGAAGAUUUUGGUAACCUUACAUAUCAAACUGGUUUUGGAAAUGAAUUUGCUACUGAAGAUCAAAGAUGUGUAGGUGCAUUACCAGAAGGGCAAAAUAGUCCACAAAUGUGUAAUUAUGGAUUGUAUGCUGAACAGUUAAGUGGUACUGCUUUUACUGUUGGAAGAAAAGAUAAUCAAAGAUCAUGGCUUUACAGAAUUCGUCCUUCUGUAAUUCAUAAACCAUUUAUUUCAUUACCUAAAGAAGAGAUACCACAUUUUACUAAUGAUAGUAGUAAAGUUUAUUCUAAUCCAAAUCAAAUGAGAUGGCAUCCACAUCCAUUACCUGAAAAUGGUAAUAAUAUUGAUUUUAUUCAAUCUCUCUAUACAUUUUGUGGAGCUGGUGAUGUAAAAAGUAGAAAUGGAAUUUAUAUUCAUAUGUAUUCUUGUAAUGUUUCAAUGGAAAAUAAAGUUUUUUACAAUUCAGAUGGAGACUUUUUAAUUGUUCCACAGGAGGGAUCUCUUUACAUUACAACUGAAUUUGGUCGAUUAAAAGUUGAUCCAUUAGAAAUUGUAGUUAUUCCACAAGGUAUUCGUUUCUCUGUUGAUAUUAAAGGUCCUUCUCGUGGAUAUAUACUUGAAGUAUUUGGUACACAUUUUCAACUUCCUGAUCUUGGACCAAUUGGAGCAAAUGGUUUAGCUAAUCCAAGAGAUUUUAAUUAUCCUGUUGCUUGGUAUGAAGAUAAAGAUGAACCAUAUGAAAUUAUUUCUAAAUUUCAAGGAGAAUUUUUUUCAGCUACUCAAGAUCAUUCUCCAUUUGAUGUUGUUGCUUGGCAUGGUAAUUAUGCACCAUAUAAAUAUGAUUUAACAAAAUUUAUGGUUAUUAAUACUGUAUCAUUUGAUCAUUGUGAUCCUUCUAUUUUUACCGUUUUAACUGCUCCUUCUACCAAACCAGGUGUAGCUAUUGCUGAUUUUGUUAUUUUUCCUCCAAGAUGGGGUGUUGCUGAUCAUACUUUUAGACCACCAUACUAUCAUAGAAAUUGUAUGAGUGAAUAUAUGGGAUUAAUUAAAGGAGUCUAUGAAGCAAAAGAAGGAGGUUUCAAACCAGGUGGUAGUUCUCUUCAUUCUAUUAUGACACCACAUGGUCCUGAUUAUACAUGUUUUGAAGUUAACAGUACAACAAAACUUGCUCCUCAAAGAGUUGCUGAAAAUACUAUGUCAUUUAUGUUUGAAAGUUCUUUAAACAUGGGAAUAACAAAAAAUGGAUUACAAAAUAAUUUGGAUUUAAAUUAUCAUAAAGAUUGGCUUCCACUUAAAAAACAUUUUACAGGAAAAAAAUAA
Molecule: messenger RNA, 1320 nt
Organism: Strongyloides ratti
Lineage: Eukaryota; Metazoa; Nematoda; Chromadorea; Rhabditida; Strongyloididae
Product: Homogentisate 1,2-dioxygenase
Exons: 3
Coding region: 1-1320 (439 amino acids)
Biological process (GO): L-phenylalanine catabolic process
Cellular component (GO): cytoplasm
Molecular function (GO): homogentisate 1,2-dioxygenase activity
Source: RefSeq, a predicted model, not a curated record